GUGUAACUUUUUUAAAAAUUUUGAAAGAAAACCAUUCCGAACCAAUCUCGGGACAUUUUGGAAUAUUCAAAACCUAUAAACGACUAAGUCUAAAUUACUAUUGGCCCAACAUGCAUAAGGAUGUAGUGAACUUUGUUUCAUCUUGUGAUUCAUGUUUAUCCCAUAAAAUACCCACUCAUAAUACAUUAGGAAAAAUGGGCAGGCCAAAAGAAUGCUUUCGCCCAUUUCAAAUGCUUUCAAUUGACCUGGCCGGCCCUUUACCCAAUACUCGAAAACAAAACUGUUACAUUUUCGUUGUGACAUGCUGCUUCUCUAAGUAUUGCUUAAUAUUUCCGUUACGAAGAGCCACGUCCGAUUUAAUAACUAAACACUUGGAAAAUGAUGUAUUUUUGGUACACGGAGUUCCACAGACUAUCGUGAUGGACAAUGGUAGUCAGUUUAUAAGCAAAGAGCUUGAUAAACUGCUUAAAACAUACAACAUCCCAAACAUCCACUUUACGCCUAAAUAUACUCCACAAAUAAAUACCGUAGAACGUUAUAACAAAACUAUUGUUACGGCAUUAUCAUCAUUCGUGGAAGAUGAUCAUAGGUCGUGGGAUGUUAAUAUUCCGAAGAUACAGUUUGCAAUCAACAAUUCUAUAAAUGAAACUACCGGCUUCACACCAUCCUUUCUAGUUCACGGAAGAGAGCUUGUUACGUCAGGGUCUCAUUAUAUCGACAACGAUACCUCAAACGAAUUUGUAUUUCUUCCGCGUGACUUGUAUGCAGAAAAUUUAGGUCAUUUGGCUGUCAUUUUUGAUAAAGUGCAAACCGCUCUUUGGCGAAGCCACGUAAAAAACACUGAAAGAUACAACUUAAGACGUAAACAUAUCGAGUUUAACGUCGGUGAUAACGUAUGGAAAAAAUGUUAUUUCUUAAGUGACAAAGAAGCUUAUUUCAGCAAGAAACUGGCACCCAAAUAUCAAAAAUGCAAGGUAUUAGAAAAGCGAUCUCCUUUAGUCUAUGUACUUGAAGAUCUCUCAGGUCGUAACAUAGGUGCAUGGCAUAUUAAGGAUUUAAAGUUAGUGAAUAAGUAUAAUUAGAUUUAUUUUAGUUUUAUUUUUAUUUAGUUUUAUUUUAUGCAGGGUAGGUAAAGAAUUUCACUUAGGCAAAAUUCUACUUAGGAAGGGCGGUACUGUAACGCGUCGAACAUAUUUUUAAAUUAAAAAUAAAACUUAUUUCUAAAAUAUAUAGACUAGUUAAAAAGUAAAUCUAAAAAAAUAUUUAUCUAUAUUUAAUUUUGUUAUUAAAUUAGGUCACACCUUUAUGUGCUACGGAACGCUUCUAACGUGUCAAAUGUCAAUGUCGCGUGGACAUUGACAAUCGCGAAGUCCACAGACUUUGGCAAUGACGUUUGAAAAUGAACGAGCACUUUUUUGAACGGUCUUGGAGAGAGCUACCGUAUUCUAAGAAAUAAUAAUCUUUACCCAAUUUAUUCUUGGUUUCACAAUUCCGAAUUUAAUUGUGUUCUUGAGAAGUUCCCAUACUGGGAACUUCCUUGAGACUUGGAUCGACGUGGGGAUCCCCUUUGGAAUCAAAAAGCCCUGCAGGCGCGAACCACGCGGAUUGAAGAAGCAAGGAGAGUGUGGUACCGAAAUUGCAGCGGACCUUAAGCCGGCCACACACACCCCGACCCUCUCAUCAGUUCUUUUUUUUAAUAAAUUUUUCUUUUGAAAUUA
Molecule: messenger RNA, 1718 nt
Organism: Bicyclus anynana (squinting bush brown)
Lineage: Eukaryota; Metazoa; Arthropoda; Insecta; Lepidoptera; Nymphalidae
Exons: 2
Coding region: 111-1082 (323 amino acids)
Biological process (GO): DNA integration
Molecular function (GO): nucleic acid binding
Source: RefSeq, a predicted model, not a curated record